This is a messenger RNA of Closterium sp. NIES-65, 255 nucleotides long. Lineage: Eukaryota; Viridiplantae; Streptophyta; Zygnematophyceae; Desmidiales; Closteriaceae. The record is from the annotation of a GenBank genome assembly.
GCGUCUUCUACGGCUCACCCUGAAAACACGGAUCAACUCUUUGCGUUUUCCGAAGAGCGAAUACUUCAAAACCGGGGCACAAGUCGCAGCUUUUGAACAUCGAUCGGUCAUGCAGGUGAUGAUCUUUUUGGUGGCUGACGUUGUCGGCUCGCCCCAGCUGGAGGCCAUCAGAGCAUACCUUGACUGGUAUCUCUACUGCAACGCCGCCUCUCACACCAAGAGAAGUCUUUCCGAACUACAAGCCAAAUCAACAAG